AUGCGUUACUCCAUCAUCUUCGCUGCCUCCCUUGCGAGCUAUGCUUCCGCACACGGUGUCGUUGUCUCUAUGAACGGCGCAAACGGCGUCACCAUGCCUGGUCUUACAGUCGCCGACGGCACCCCUCGAGAUUGCUCUUCCAACGGCUGCGGUUCCCAGGCCGACACUGCCAUCAUCCGCGACCGCGAGAUCUCUUCUGGCAAGACCGGACCUCUCGGCCGCACCCAGGGCAACGGUAAUGUCGAUGCCUCCACCAUGAUCGCUGCAUUCAUGGGCACUGCCGCCGGUGCUGCGCCCCCAACCAACCAGGGUGCCUCUGGUUCCACUGGUGUUGAGGACGACCUCUCCGGAACAGCUGCAGCUGGUGGCCAGAAGAAGAGGCAGCUGCUCGGUGGCCUUCUCGGUGGGGGCGGUGGCGCCGGUGCCGCCGGCGGUGCUGGUGCCACUGGUAUUGCUGGUCUCCUCGGUGGAGGCGGCAACAAGGCUGAAGGCCCCCCUGAGGCCCGUGUUGCUGCUGCUGCCGGCCAGGGCGCUAGCAGCGGUAUGCCCACAGCCAACGCUGACGGCACUGUCGACAUGACUUUCCGCCAGAUCAACCAAGACGGCGCCGGCCCCUUCACGGCCGAUGUCGACGGCACCUCCGGUGGCACCGACGAGGCCGCCUUCCAGCCGGCCCAGGUCACCAAGGACGUCCCCGGCCUCGGUGUCCAGGGAAUCUCGCUCGCCACAAGCACCGAGUUCGAUAUGCAGAUUCAGAUGCCCGCUGGCAUGACCUGCGAUGCUACCGUCGCGGGCGUCAACAAUGUCUGCGUUGCCCGUGUCCGCAACGGCGCUGCUGCGGGUCCCUUCGGUGGCUCCGUUGCUUUCACCCAGGACGCUGCUACUCGCAAGAGGGCUAUUGCUUACCGCCUCAAGAAGCGUAUGGAAAUCGGCAACAUCCACUAG
Didymosphaeria variabile is the source of this 945-nucleotide messenger RNA. RefSeq lists its product as uncharacterized. Lineage: Eukaryota; Fungi; Ascomycota; Dothideomycetes; Pleosporales; Didymosphaeriaceae. Bases 1 to 945 code for a protein of 314 amino acids. The record is from RefSeq and is a predicted model, not a curated record. The transcript is spliced from 3 exons.